CAUUUUUCUUAAUAUACUUUUUCUUGAAAUGAUCGAACUUGUUCAUCCAAAAUAGGACUUCUUUCACCUAAAAUGUUAACUUGUUUAACGCCCCAAAAAUGCCGUCGACUCGAGAAAACAACUUUUUUGUCUUAGUGUACGACGACUACGGUAUUUGUUUGAAAACGCAUUACACUACUCUUGGCUUGUAUUUUCGGUGUUGAAGAAAUUGCGAUGCCUAAAUGACAAUUGUCUCCCUUCAUUGUACUUUCAAUUUUUCUCAAACUGCUAAACUGACAAUCAAGUCAUGACAGCGGAGUCGUCAAUAUUAUCGACAUCACGCUGCUGGCCUCAAGCGCCAUUCAAGAGGAGAGACGCCCGGACGCCCGUCCUCCCCCGCUGAAAACAGGCGGAGGGGCAGACACGUCCACGCCCUCUCUUCGGGGCGGUGGAAUGCGUGUGCUGGCCUGGCCUGAUAAAGCCUUGUGGGUGGAGCCAGAGUGGAGGGAGGACCGCGCCAGACAGCACUUGCGGACUCAAUCAGAUGAGUUUAGACAAAGACGUCUGCCGCUUCCAGGAGGGAAGCUGACGGGGACCGUACCAAGAAAAUCCAGAGGAAAAGGACGACGGGCGAGAGGGCCAUCUGAUUGCUCGCCAUGAGUUUGAGCGGCCCUCCGGAGAAGGGGGCGCACCAUCAGGUCUUGGACCUUUCCGAGGAGCUGCCGCCUCACCGUGGUCACGCUCACGGCAACCAGCAGCCGCAGGCCUCCGCUCCCGCGGAGGGAGCUGGCAGGGAGACGCCUUCGCGUGCGGCGGUGCCCCCCCCUUACUCCGCAGCUGAGGGCGGGGCGGGCGGCGAGGCCCCGCCGGAGCUGCGGGGCUCCCUCGACUGCUGGGCCUGCUCGGUGCUGGUGACUGCUCAGAACCUGGUCAUCGCCGCCGUCAACGCUUGCCUGGCCGGGCUGCUCUUCGGAAGCAUCCUGACGCCGGCCAUCGUCAUGGUGGUCUUUGGCUUCCUCUGCCACUCCACGGUGCGACCCCACGGGACGAGGCCGUACUGCUCCGACCUGCUGACGGACGGGGGCUGCGUGGCUCUGCUGGUGGUGGGCUUCCUCUUGGUGACCCCCCUUCUGGUGCUGGCGCUGGCCGCCUACUGCCGUCUGGCCAGGCACCUCCAGCUGGGCCUGUGCUUCAUCCCGUACAGCCGGGCCGUGUAUAAGAACCUGCCGGCCGCUCUGCACCGCGGGCUGGGGGGCUGCUGCGGAGGCCGGGACGGGGCGAGCGGCGGGGGGAGGGGAAAGGUCUGGGUAUAGAGAUGUCCUUGUUUUGUUGGGUUUACAAUAAAUAUGGGGAGUGAACAUGAA
Phyllopteryx taeniolatus (common seadragon) is the source of this 1343-nucleotide messenger RNA. It is a transcript of the gene tmem88b, whose product is annotated as transmembrane protein 88 b. Gene Ontology annotation, cellular component: plasma membrane. The transcript has 3 exons. Gene Ontology annotation, molecular function: PDZ domain binding. The record is from RefSeq and is a predicted model, not a curated record. Lineage: Eukaryota; Metazoa; Chordata; Actinopteri; Syngnathiformes; Syngnathidae. Bases 636 to 1292 code for a protein of 218 amino acids.